AUGUUGCCCGGUUUUGUACAUUUACCUUCAAUUUCAAAUCCCCCAACCCCUUUCCUCCACAAAUCUUAUUUCAACGCAUUUGUCUUCAGGCACGGGUCGAAGUCCCACACAUGCUUCACAUAUCCACCGUCCAAUCAAAAUCCGAUCAGCGGCGAGGAGUCACGGUGGCUGAGAGAGGAACAGCGGUGGCUGAGGGAAGAGAAGCGGUGGCUACGAGAGGAGUCCCGAUGGAACUCCGAGCGCCAAGCUUUGUUGCAGGAAAUAAGCAGCCUUAAGCUUAGAAUCCAAGAGCUUCGACGGCUUAAUUCAGUUCAAGGGGGAACCUCGGCCUCCGAUACUAUUGCGAAUUUUGCGAAACUGCUGCAGGUUCUGAAGGAGGGUGACUCGGGGAAGAUUGUGAACAGAAUUGCUGAGGGUGGUGAAAGCACUGUGCCGUUUAUAUUUGAGACCACAAAAAAAGAAGAGGAAGUUGCCAUAAAGGAAGUAAUUAGCAUUCCAGAUAAAAAGGAAAUAGCAAAAACGAGGGUAACUUUGAGAAAAGGAUCAGAAGGAGAUCAAGUUCGAGAGAUGCAGGAAGCUCUAGAGAAACUUGGAUUUUACUCUGGUGAGGAAGAUAUAGAAUUUUCAAGCUUCUCAAGUGGAACCGAGCGUGCUGUAAAAACUUGGCAAGCCACGAUAGGAGCCACAGAAGAUGGCAUUAUGACUUCUGAACUUUUGGAGAGACUUUUUGGAACUUCUGGUUCAGGAAUGAAUAAAACUUUAAAACAUGAAGCUGGUGAUGCAGAUAAGGAUGUAAACGGGGCCCCAGUCACUAGUAUUACAAAUACAUCUGAAGUUCAGAAGACUGUUGUAACAGAUGAGGGGGUAAACGAAUUUAAGGUGUCCGAACAUAGAGUUUUUCUUCUUGGGGAGAACAGGUGGGAAGAACCUUCGAGGCUUUCUGGAGGUAGCAAAAUGACAACAACAAAUAGUACUAGCAGAAGUGCUAUUACUAAGUGCGUUGCUUGUCGUGGAGAAGGCCGUUUAUUAUGCAUGGAAUGUGAUGGAACUGGGGAGCCAAACAUUGAGGAACAGUUUUUGGAGUGGGUGGAUGAAGGAGCAAAAUGCCCCUACUGUGAAGGUCAUGGAUACACAACAUGCGAUAUCUGUGGGGGAAACAACCGGUAA
This is a messenger RNA of Striga hermonthica, 1167 nucleotides long. The record is from the annotation of a GenBank genome assembly. Lineage: Eukaryota; Viridiplantae; Streptophyta; Magnoliopsida; Lamiales; Orobanchaceae.